Messenger RNA from Phasianus colchicus (ring-necked pheasant), 8855 nucleotides. RefSeq names its product forkhead box K1 (gene FOXK1). Gene Ontology annotation, biological process: regulation of transcription by RNA polymerase II. The record is from RefSeq and is a predicted model, not a curated record. Gene Ontology annotation, molecular function: RNA polymerase II cis-regulatory region sequence-specific DNA binding; DNA-binding transcription factor activity, RNA polymerase II-specific; protein binding. NCBI's taxonomy places the organism in Eukaryota, Metazoa, Chordata, Aves, Galliformes, Phasianidae.
CGCUGGCUCGCUCCCUGCCUGGGAACAUGGCCGAAGUCGGGGAGGACAGCAGCGGGGCGCGGGCUCUGCUGGCGCUGUGCUCCGCGCCCUGCAGCCCCGCCGCCGCGCCCCCUCCCGGGCCGCCGCCCCCGGCCGCGCCGCCCGCCCCCGGCCCGGUGCUGGCUCGGCUGCAGGGCCGCGAGUUCGAGUUCCUCAUGCGGCAGCCGGCCGUCACCAUAGGCCGCAACUCCUCGCAGGGCUCGGUGGACGUCAACAUGGGCCACUCCAGCUUCAUCUCCAGGCGGCACCUGCAGCUCAGCUUCCAGGAGCCGCACUUCUACCUGCGCUGCCUCGGCAAGAACGGAGUGUUCGUGGACGGCGCCUUCCAGCGCCGCGGCGGCCCGGCCCUGCAGCUCCCGCCGCAAUGUACUUUCCGGUUCCCUAGCACGGUUAUAAAGAUCCAGUUCACAUCUUUAUACCACAAAGAAGAAGUAAAAGAGGAAGCUUCAUCGCCUCCCCUUCGGCCUCUUUACCCUCAAAUUUCUCCUCUGAAGAUCCACAUCCCGGAGCCGGAUCUCCGCAGUGUGGUCAGCCCCCUCCCAUCCCCCACUGGCACAAUCAGCGUACCCAACUCUUGCCCGGCCAGUCCACGCGGUGCUGGAUCCUCAGGAUAUCGUUUUGUUCACAACAUUACCUCGGAUCUGCAGCUGGCAGCAGAGUAUGCGGCAAAAGCAGCAUCAGAACAGCAGGCAGAUGCAUCUGGCGGGGACAGCCCAAAGGAUGAGUCCAAGCCACCCUACUCUUAUGCUCAGCUAAUUGUGCAGGCUAUAUCUUCAGCACCAGACAGGCAAUUAACACUAAGUGGAAUCUAUGCCCACAUUACCAAGCAUUAUCCAUACUACAGGACUGCUGACAAAGGCUGGCAGAAUUCCAUUCGGCACAACCUCUCCUUGAACCGUUACUUUAUUAAAGUCCCACGCUCCCAGGAGGAACCUGGGAAGGGCUCCUUUUGGCGGAUUGACCCUGCCUCUGAAGCUAAACUAGUAGAACAAGCUUUUAGAAAACGAAGGCAAAGAGGAGUGUCCUGCUUCCGAACACCUUUUGGGCCUCUCUCCUCCAGGAGUGCUCCAGCCUCCCCAACUCACCCUGGCCUGCUGUCCCCUCACUCUAGUGGCCUACAGACUCCAGAGUGCCUGUCAAGGGAAGGCUCACCCAUUCCACACGAUCACGACUUUGGGUCAAAAUUAGCCUCAGUUCCGGAGUAUCGGUAUUCACAGAGUGCACCUGGAUCCCCAGUCAGUGCCCAGCCAGUGAUUAUGGCUGUUCCUCCUCCUCGGCCAUCUACUCUGGUGGCAAAACCAGUUGCAUACAUGCCAGCAUCAAUAGUGACUUCUCAACAGCCUUCAUGUCAUGCAAUUCACGUCGUUCAACAAGCUCCCACUGUUACAAUGGUUCGAGUUGUGACCUCCUCUGCAAACUCUGCAAACGGAUACAUCCUCACAAACCAGGGCACAGCAGGAGGAGCUCAUGAAGCUGCAGGAGCAGUGUUGGACUUAGCUGGUGACCACCGAGGUAUGGAUGAAAAGCCGACGAUCGCAUUUGCCACGAUACCCACCGCCAGCCGUGUUAUUCAGACAGUUGCCAGUCAGAUGGCACAGGGUGUUCCAGGACAGACUGUCACAAUCCUUCAGCAGGCAGCUCCAGUGACCAUUGGGCAGCAUCAGCUCCCCGUGCGGGCGGUCACCCAGAACGGCAAACAUGCUGUCCCCACCAACAGCAUCACCGGCAGUGCUUAUGCUCUUACAAAUCCUUUGCAGCUUCUCGCAGCCCAGGCCAGCUCAUCCACUCCUGUUGUAGUCAGCCGGGUAUGUGAGACAGGGACUGAAGAGACAGCAGCAGCCUCUUCCAGUGAACCUGAAGUCAAAAGACCUCGGAUAGAAGAGUCCAGCGGAGCAGUCCAGGCCCAAACUGGAGUCAUCACAUCUACAGUGCCACAAGGACAGGCAACCAGUGAAUGAAGAACCGGUGGGAGGAGCUGGAGUGGUGUGGGGUGGGCAUGGGAUGGCAGCAGCCCCUAAAGCAGCUUUCAAAGAAAACAAACCACAACUGUAACAGCUCUAAGCAUAGCAAAUAAAGAGCUCUUUUUAAAGUCAGAUUUUUUUUAAAAUGGGAGGUCAACAGCUGUUAGAAUCACAAGGUGCCAAAAAGACAAGAAUGGAAAACCCCUCCCAAGCACCAGUACCUGGAACUCUGUUCUGUCUUUACCUAUGGGAUAUUUUUUUCCUUUUUUUCUUCUUUGUUUUUUAAAGAUUCAAAAAAAAAAAAAAAAAAUACAGACAACUGAUUGUAUGACUGCUGGGAUUUUUUUUUAACUGUAUUUUCCCCUUUUGGCUCCAAGGGGAUGGGAUUUGCAGUUCAGCAUCUAAAGGAAUGUAACACAGAUACAUUCUGCUCCCUGGAAAUGCCUUAAUACUGUGCUUCUCCGAGCUUUGAAAUGUAGGACCAUUUUUAAAAGGCCAGCUAAGGCAGUCAAAUACUGAAAAAUGGGUGCAGUAUCUCACAACAACAGCAUUAAAGAAACGUGGUACCAAGCUUAAAGAAAAAGGCAGAUUAAUUUUUUUCUAAAACAGAAAAAAUCUGAGUAUUAAUGAAUGUUUAUUUAUGAGGAGAUUCAGGAGGAAGAGUUGCACAGCUCAACCUCCUGGAUUUCCAGAUGCAAUUUCUCUCCAUUUCCUCUGAGGGAGAAUGAGAUGACAGAGGAACUGUGUUAAUUUGGUUCCUGUAAAGAUAUUAAAAGGUUUUGUACCUUCAGUGACUUCUUACAGUUAUUCAUCCCUUGCUUUGGACAACAUCCCAAGUAUCUUAAUGUCUGAGGAUUGUGUGGGGAAGGGUGUCUCAGAGGUUGUAUGUGUUUUUGAUAUUACUUUUGUGAUCACAUACUGUGCUCUCCAGCACCAGGGUCUAUUCAGAUUAGCACUGCAGAUCAAAGAUAUCAAAGCCACUGUCCCCAUAAACCUAAGAAAAUGUUGCCUGGUCUCCUGCACUGAAGCGGUCUGCCUUCACCUUGACUGGCAGUGUCAUCCUCAGCUACAUGGAUGAUGUUCAGGAUGCCAGAGCUGGGUAGGAAUCUGUGUCCAACUCUCUCUCGUGGGUGGAAGAGGCUGAUAGCAAUGCUCCUUUGUUAUUUUUCUGAGAGAAAAAUUAAGGGCAGGUGUGAGAGGCACCAGAGCUCAUAUAGUAUUUAGUAGAAAUUCUGUGUGUAGAGACCAAAGCAAAAGAGACCUUUUAUUUUCCAUGUUUAAGAGUCACUGGAGGUAUUAAACAGGUUUUCCAAAAGGAAUUCAGAGGCUUCCUUUCAUUCUUCAGCUCCUUCUCCUGUCUGCCCUACCUUUAAGACUGUUUGAGUUGGCCAGUAAAAGGAGGGAUUGUUUAAACUGUAUUCCAGGCUCUUCAUGUAGUACAUCUUACAAGCAAAGCAGACUUGAGUGGAGAAGUGGGUGUGUGUGGAACCUGUGACUGGCAAAGGAAUCAGCUUCUGCAUGGCUCCAGCUGACCCCUUCAGCUUUACACUUGUGUGUGAUCCCCUUGGUUCGUUUGUCUUCUGGCAACACAGCAGAGACCCUAUGACUUAGAAAAUGUUAUGGCUUUAUUAAUGGAGAAAGUGACUUAAUGGGGAUGGGGUGUAUGGCUUUGGUAGGUUAAACCACAGCAAUUCACGUCUGAUGAAAUUUGAAGAGGGGGAGAAAAUCCAUGCAGUAGCAUCUAGCAUCACUUGUUCCCUUCUAGGUUUCCCUUCUGCUUGCCAAAUCCUAUUCAAUAGCUCUGUCCCACCAUUUGAAUAAAACCCAAGUGCAUUUUAUUCUCAAGCCAAUUGUUUUGUGAGAAAUAUUUCUGAAAGUAAGAAAGAAUGUUGUGGUCUCAUGAUUUGUGGUCACAGUCUACAGUCGUGGGCCUGCAAAAGUAUUUGGGACAGUUCAUUUAUCUACAGCUCGGCCUCCAUAAUUUGUGUGCCUUCAGUGCCAAGUUAUUAGGCUGUGUUUUAGUACUUGGAAAUUAUUCUUGUGGAGGAUUGUUCCAGCCCACAAAUUGAAGCAGGCCAACCUCUAGCUGUUAUGUUUCCUGUCAGGAGGACCAGGUGCAGCAGACUGGAAAAGAGACACAUCAGCUCUGUUUUCUCUGUAGCCUUUUCAAGGCAGAAUUCAAUAAAACGGGCUUCAAGGAAGAAGGUACGAGGGAGAGUGCAGCAUAGUUCAUCCGUAAUUAAUCAUUACAUUCAGAUGAAUGCUGUUUCGAUCCAGGCACACCUCUGAAACAGCCCUGAGGCUAAGAGAGCUUUCCUGAAGCAGUCUUUGAUUUUCCAGCACUGUUAGGUGAGUCAGCCCAAGAUGAACAACCAGCAGAGUACUGUCUGAAGCUGCCAAAUUUCUGUGGCAAAAUUUUUCCUUAUUACUGCUUUCCUUUUAGAAAUUCUAAGUCAUUGGGACUGAACAUUCUCUAUGCUAGUCCAGCACCAUAGCAAUACAUCAGCUGCAUUGUGGUGUUCUUGUAAACCAGCUGCUAUUUUAGUGAUACCUCUAAGUCUGUCCUCAGGUUGACUCCAUAGAUUUGCCUCCUCUGUGUUUGGAACAGAAUAAUGCCUUCUCAGUCUUCUUUGUGUGGCUCAGAGUGCCUUGUGGUUUAAGUGCAAGUUGGCCACAAGCAAAUCUCUCUGAUCUGUUCAGCCAUCUGCUGGAGGUGCCUGGAUCUCAUGGUGCAGCCCGUUGGGAUUUCUGUGUUACAGUGCUGCUGAGAGAGCUUUGGUGGGGAGAGGAGUAGGGCAUUUUGCUGCAUCUGCUGCUGCCUGUCUAACAAAGGUCAAGGCAUGCUGAUUAGUUAACCUCCUAUAACUUGGACCUAAGAAGAUUUUCAAACUGGCUUCAUAACACGUGAGUUCUCUUUUCACUGUGCCUCUGACAGACUAAUUUUCCUUUGAUUGUGGUCAGUUUAUAGCAACUUUCGUUGCCUCCAUUUACAAAAGCUGAAUGCAGUUGUUUGGGAUUUUUUUCAUCUGAAUUCCUUUGUUAUUGUUUUGUCUUGACCGUGGUUCUUGUGAGACAGGAAGCUUUUUUUACAGUGAGAUCAUUUAAUCUGAUGUAGUGAUAACAACACAGUGCUGAACACAGAGAUGGAGUCCACGAUUAGCUCAUAUAUUCUCAACAACUUAUUCUCUCCAUCUCCCUCCUUCCCCCGUGCCAUUAAUUCUGUCCCUUGUAGCAAACACUCUCACUGUUAUCCGCUGCCUGAAGCAGCACCUUGCUUAAGUUCUAUCCAAGGACACAGGGAUGAAAAUACCUGUGGGAUACGUGUAGGUCCAGAGCAUGAUGCAAAAGGUCAAUUUAGUCACUCUACGUUAACUUUCAUUAUGUGUUUUAGAAAUGUUAUGCUGGACACAGUCUGUUUAGGAGAGUGUUGUGAGAACCACGUGAAAGCUUUGUGAGAGAAGAAGUUAAAUAAUAGCUGAUGCUUUUGCAGUGCUCCUGCAAUCAGUGCUGUGGUCUGGCUCCAGAUACUGGGAAGGAAUAAACUUGGUUUGCACGUGUUUCAGACAUCUGUCUUGUGUACUUGUAACUGUCAUUCCACAUUUUUCCCCUUUUUCAAUAGGGAAAUGCCAGCAGUAAAACACAAUAUGAAGUACAAAAGAUUAUACAGCUGUAUCUAAGCAAGUGAGAGUGGCUGACCUGAGCUUCCCGUGGGAUGAUGUGGAGCACUUUCCUCUGACUGACGGGGAUGUUAAGUUCAAGUUAGAGCCUUUUGUCUGUGUUAGUAAGAGGGUUUCCUAGCAAGGUGUUCAGUGUUGCUCUGAUGUGCACUAGUGUGUAGGUGAGAGCCAGAAUGCUGGGUGAAAGGAGAAGCACUUCCCUGCUGCACCUGGAUUUGGGGUCUUUAAUACAAGGGUCUAAUUUAGGAAUAGCUCAGGACUUUUCCUGCUGGAUCAAAAGCUGUUUCCUCAGUCUUACUGCGUUUAAUCUCUAAAUUCAAACUGGUUGCUUGUUUCCAUCUUCCUUGUCUUUCAGAUUUAAACUGUCUCUCCUAAAUCAUAGUUUAUCACUGAUGAAUGUAAAUCAUGUAAAACUGCAAUGUUAGGGAAGAUCAGAUCUCAGGUCUAGGUUUCUGUCUCUGCUACUGGCCAGUAGCUGCCUAGAAACGCAGAAUAAUUUGGUCUGGAAGAGACCUCUGGAUGUCUGUGCUACAGCCUCAUGUUCAGAGCAGGUCUGAUGAAAUCAGAUCGCCAUGACCACAUCCAGCUGAGUUAUAAAUGCCUCUAGAUGGAGUUUCCACAGCUCUCGUCCUUCCUCUCACGAGAUGAAAGGUUUUUGCAUCCCUCCAUGUCAAUGCCUCUUUUCCCAUCACUACACACCUACAAGGAGAGCCUUGCUCUGCAUCUCCCAAGAAGGCAGCUGAAGGCAUGGGUAAGACUUACCCCCUGCUUUGCUGCUUCCUCUGAACACAGCAGCCUGGUUAUCUCCACCUCUUCUGCACUUUGGGUGCUCAAGCCUGCAAGGUAGAAUUCUGAUAGAAGAUCCCUCUCUGUUGUGUACUGGUGAGCCCAAAGCUGCACGCAGUACUCCAGAGGCAGUAUCAAAUGCUGAUUGGGGUGGAAGAGGAACCACUUUCCUUGGCCUGCUGGCUGUGUUGUGCAAAUACAGCCCUGUUUGGCUGGAAAUACUCUGCAUUGCAUUUGUACGCUUUCAACUAUUCUGUUGAAGUGCCAAAUUGGUUCUUGCAGCUUUUUGAACUGGAGGCAGUAUUGUGGGAUCCUGAUCACUUCUUACUGCCCAUGCUUCACUCUAUCAGAUAGAUAAUUUCAUUCCAGUGGGAUCUUACCUUGAGCUUCUGUGCUGAUGCAAAAUCUCACAUGUUUGCCAGUCCUGCUGCUCAUAGGUUGGACUCUGGCAUUAAGCAGGAAGCUCUAAAGGUGUUGACUUGGCUUCACAGCUUUGUCCUUACUUUGGGCUUUUGAGGGCAGAUGAUCUUUUCCCCUUGUCAGACAGGCUCUCUGUCAAGCUCCCAUUUCCUCUCUCUGCCACAAUUUUCCCCCUAUAUUAGUAGCUGUUUCUAUUGACUCCGGAGACCUUUAAUACAGCUCCUAACUUAAUGCAAUUGCUUGAAGGUCUGCAUCUGGUGAGAAUCUGUACGUUAGGUUGCAGUUAUACAACAGAUGGUUCAAUCAUGUAACUUCUUGUUUCCUUCUGGGUAAAAAUUAUGCCAAAGCUGCUAUUACUGUAGCAUACACUACUGUCAUGAAGUGUAGCUCGCAAUGGAGCCAGCUGUGCUGGGAAAAAACAAUCACUACAAUGUCAUCUGGCUGGCUGGAGCUGAUGAGGAUGAAGCAGUGCUUGCAUGUUGGUCUGGACCUGCCUAGAAGUAGCUUUGUGCUGGAGCAUCUCUGUGCCCAGCAGCUAGCUGCCAGGGUUAGAGCAGCACACACUGCUGGUUGUUUGCAGGACUGUGCACGUGUAGUAAGCAACAGUGAAUGCACCUGGCUGAGAUGGUGGGCUUUCUCUAUUAGAUGUCUUUCACAGGGCAGUAAUAGAGCAGUGAGCGUUUUAUUUUGUCCUAAGCAAGGCAUUUUGAACAAUAUCGGGGUUUUCUUGGAACGCUGUUGUUUAAAUUCCAAAUUUUUAAUCGACUUUGAUAUCUAUGCUUUUUGAUACCUUUCUGAUUUACCACCCCUGAAUUAAAGCCUUCAGAAGGUCUGGCUGGUCCUCUCCUCGUGUGUCACUUUACAUUUCAGAAAGAAUCUGUGCCAAGUCUACCCCUUUGCUCUCAAGAUAGAAGAACCCACUGACAAUUCAUGGGUGGCAGCUAAGGUAGAAACUCUUUAAAUAUUUUUUUUUCCAGAGAAUAUUAAAUUAGAUCUGUGUAAACAUAAAUUUUAUAUUUAUUAAUGUGUGUGUGUGUAAAUAUAGAUAUAUAAAUGGUCCGUGACUAUUUCUUUCUCUUUAAUGGUACUUUACACAGACUUUUAUACCAUGUAUUGAUAAAUUCCUGCACCAGGCACUGAUUUGGAAAGAACGAUGUACCUAUUUGUGUGACAGAUGUGGGCAGCCUGCAGAAGCAGCUUUCCUUCACUGACUGCUGUCAUCACUCUCGCAGAGCAGAUGAGGUGGUGCAGUGCUUGCAUCUUCCUUGUGUAGGAGCUCCUGGCUUUGUCAUGCACUCAGCCACCCACAAUCCGUGCUGCUUUUCUGGCAAGAAAACCCCCAAAUGGCAUUAAUGAAAGCUGGAAGCCUUUCUUGUCUCAAAUUAUCUCUAGAUGUGGUAUCGAGGAGUUCUUUACGCUUUUGCUGUGCAAGUAAUGGGACCGUAUUGCUAACAGAGGGAACUGAUGGAGGGUCUGUGAGGAUGCUGUGAGGCUGAGGAACUCCUCUGUCUGUCUGUCAGGCAGGUGAACUGUCACUGGGGCACAGAGGAUCAGUUUCUUCAUGGUGAGAUUUUUCUCCUUUUGCACUUCCCUCUCUUUAUGGGGUAUGAGGUCUCUAUUCACAGAGAAUAAAUUUUCCCUAACCUGUCAAAUUUCAGUCCUGCUUUAACUCCAGGAUGCUAAAUUCAGAAACAUGCAUUUUUGACCUACUUGGGGCUGUGAGAACUAUUCUCAAAAGCACGUGAUACUGGGCUUCCUAAACUGAAUAGCUCUUACCAAAGCAGCAAUUCCUUUGUGAGGACCUGUGCAAAUUCUUUGCCUCGGUUUCUGCUCACUGUCUGGUGGUUGGGCUUUGAUAUUUGAGGCAGAACAGGGUAUGAAGGUGUGACAAGGAGGAACCAGAAUAGGAGCAGUGAAAGGAAACAGCUUUCCUCUUUCCUUCUCAGUAGAAAGAAAGUAAAAAGAAAAGGGG